Messenger RNA from Centrocercus urophasianus (Greater sage-grouse), 810 nucleotides. RefSeq names its product ceramide synthase 2 (gene CERS2). Gene Ontology annotation, biological process: ceramide biosynthetic process. NCBI's taxonomy places the organism in Eukaryota, Metazoa, Chordata, Aves, Galliformes, Phasianidae. The annotation marks the transcript as partial. The transcript is spliced from 8 exons. Gene Ontology annotation, cellular component: membrane. The record is from RefSeq and is a predicted model, not a curated record. Gene Ontology annotation, molecular function: sphingosine N-acyltransferase activity; DNA binding.
GUCACUGCCGCCCUCUGCGGGGCGCGGGGGGGGGCGGCGGCGGCGGUGCUGAGGCGGCGGGCGGCGGAGAUGUUCCAGACGCUGUGCAGUUAUUUCUGGUGGGAGCGGCUCUGGCUGCCUGCAAACCUCACCUGGGCCGAUUUGGAGGACCGCGAUGGGCGCGUUUACGCCAAAGCCUCCGACCUCUACAUCACCAUCCCCAUGGCCUUCCUCUUCCUCAUCGUGCGGCACCUCUUUGAGACGUACGUGGCCACCCCACUGGCCGGGCUGCUGGGUGUGAAGGAACGCGUCCGGCUGAGAGCCGCCCCAAACGCGGUGCUGGAGAAGUUCUACGCCGCCACCUCCAAGCAGCCCAAACAGGCUGAUGUGGAGAUGCUGUCGAGGAAGAGCGGCUGCUCCGUGCGCCAGGUGGAGCGUUGGUUCCGCCGCCGCCGCAACCAGGACCGGCCCAGCCUGCUCAAGAAGUUCCGGGAGGCGAGUUGGCGAUUCACGUUUUACCUUCUUGCUUUCAUUGCUGGCAUGGCUGUCAUAGUGGAUAAGCCGUGGUUCUACGACCUCCGGGAGGUGUGGAAGGGGUACCCCAUCCAGAGCAUCCUGCCCUCCCAGUACUGGUACUACAUGAUCGAACUCUCCUUCUAUUGGUCGCUGCUCUUCAGCAUCGCUUCUGAUGUCAAGCGCAAGGACUUCAAGGAGCAAAUCAUCCACCACGUGGCCACCAUCAUCCUCAUCAGCUUCUCCUGGUUUGCCAACUACGUCCGUGCCGGGACGCUCAUCAUGGCCCUGCACGACUCCUCUGAUUACCUGCUGGAG